Molecule: messenger RNA, 723 nt
Organism: Rotaria socialis
Lineage: Eukaryota; Metazoa; Rotifera; Eurotatoria; Philodinida; Philodinidae
Source: the annotation of a GenBank genome assembly
AUGGCCAAUAUCGAACAACAAAUUCAAGAGCUUAAUGCUGACAUUGAUGAAGUUAAAAAAUUGCUUGGUCAAGCUACUCGUUUACGAGUAAAACAAUUUCUUGAAGUUCAACAACGUCGACUUGAAACUGAUUUCAUAGCGCUCAAAGAAAAACAAGAACAACAAAAUGUUGCAGCAACAGCAGCAGCAGAAAAAAAGCCAACUGCUCCCGUAGUAGCAUCAACAAAUCGUUCAUAUACAAAAGAAAUAACGGUCUAUGCUUGGGACCAAUCGGAUAAAUUCGUAAAAAUCUAUGUUCAAAACUUAGAUGGUGUAGGCGAUUUAUCGUCGGAUCAAGUCCGUUGUUCAUUUGAAGAACGAGUUUUUUCGCUUGAAAUAAAUAACUUAAAAAAUGUUAACUAUCUAUUCAAACGUGGUCGCCUUUUAAAUGAAAUUAAACCUGCUCAAUCCACGUUUAAGGUUAAAAAAGAUAUGGUUAUUAUAUCAUUAGCUAAAGUUGAUAAUAAAAAAUGGGAAUGCAUAUUUCGUGAUGAAAAGAAAACUGAAGAUAAGCCAUUACCAAAGAUGGAUGAUAGCAAAGAUCCAGGUGAUUCAUUAAUGAAACUUAUGAAGAAUAUGUAUGAAACAGGUGACGAUGAUAUGAAACGUACAAUUGCUAAAGCUUGGACUGAAUCACGCGAAAAAAUGAAUACUGGUGGCGAACCAGAAAUGCCAGGAUUUUAA